UUUCUUUAAUUGGUAUUUAAAUAGCACCAAUACUAUCAAUGUUAAAAUCUACCGGAAACUAUUAAAUUCAUUGUUUCCCGAUGUUUGCCGAAAUGAGUUGACGCGAUAAUUUUAUGAAUUUGAACUUUAUUAUUGCGAACAAAAAAUGAGUAAAGUGAUUUCAUUCGUGUUCGUCGUGUCGCUUUUGAAACUUUGCCUAUGUUCAGAAGAACACACGUUUUACGUGGCUCUCGAUUCCGAUGGAGGUCCGUACAUCGUUUCGCAGGAGCCUCAAAGUUGGGUUGUCGAAGCAACCUACAUCAUCAAAAUCGAGGAAGAGGGUUUCACAUACCUCACAUUGACAUCGAAUCCAGACUAUCCUGAUUCAGUCCAGGCGUACAGCGCAGGAUAUCUGGAAGGGUUUAUGACUUAUAAACAGAUCAACCAGUCUUUUAUCAACCAAUACGUCGAAGACAUAAUUCCUACUGGAGAUGUAAAAAAUUUCCUAGUUGAUAACUUCAAUUACGUAAUGAAAAUGAUCGAGAAAAAUUUAAAUGACACUUAUUGGUACCAAGCAGGGUUGUUGGUGUAUCAAAUCAAAGGCAUGGAGGAUGGCUAUUUGGGUUUGCCUGCAAAAGUAUCCCAAACUAUAGACCCGAUGGGUUUGUUCUGGAUCUACAAUUGGUACUUGACCGAACUGACCGACAUCCAGAUGAAGUAUGCCAGGGGUAAGUCGACGAUGGGAUCCGGCUCUUGCAGCGCCAUGAUAAGAUACACGGGCGAUGACCUUAUUGCUGCGCACGUCACCUGGUCUGACUACAGUACAAUGUUGAGAACUUUGAAAAAGUACAAUCUGAAGUUCAAAAUGAACCCCACAAGCAACGAUAACAUCCCAGGCCACCAAAUUCUAGAAAGUUCCUACCCCGGAAUAGUUCACUCAGUUGACGACUACUACGUCACAAAUGAGAAACUUGUCAUAAUCGAGACAACAAAUGACAUUCAAAAUGACACUCUCUACGACUUCAUUGUACCGAACGGAUCCGUACCCUAUUUUCUUCGAGUCUCAUUGGCUAAUCGUCUCAGCAAAUCAGGGCUCGACUGGACCAAAUAUUUCGCGAUGUACAAUUCUGGAACUUACAAUAACCAAUGGAUGGUAGUUGAUUACAAAAAAUUUGCCCCUCAUACUCCAAUUGGACCCGGAACUCUGUACGUUCUGGAACAAAUGCCGGGUUUUGUUGUCACCAAAGACAUGUCAGAAUCUUUGGAAUUGGAUCUGAAUGCAUGGGUUAGCUACAACAUUCCGGCGUUUACUGAGACCCAAGAAAAAAACAACUACACUGCGUACAUAAAUGAGUAUGGGCCGUUUUUUUCGCAUGACCAUUGCCCUCGAGCUAAUAUUUUCAGACGAGAACUCUCGAAAGUUGUCGACUUAAACUCGAGCAUAGCUUUAAUGCGCUACAAUGACUAUCAGAACGAUCCUUACGCAAAGGCAAACUGUACACCUCUAGCUUACAGUGCUGAAAACGGUAUCAGCGCCAGAUGUGAGUUGAAUCCUACAACUCAAAAUUGUAAAAUUGCAGCAGAAGGCUCGAGAUGUCACGGAGCGACUGAUUUGAAAAUGGUCGGAAUGAGCUUGGUGAAAUCAAUGCAGAUGAUUGCUAUUAGCGGACCAACACAUGAGCAACAGGAGCCGUUUGAUUGGUCUAAACAGAACGGCACUGCGUGUUCCAACAGACUGCACGAAGGUCAUCCCACAACGUUUGCGUUCGAUCCAGUUCUUGUCAGUCUUUAGAAAGGAUUCAAUUGAAAAGUUACCUAGAAGCUAACUUAUUUUAAUUUGAUUAAUUAUAUUUUUAGAGUUAGUCCAGCAGAAAUUAAUAUAUAUCAAAAAUGGAGCAUCAAAUAAAAUUUAAGAAAUGCGCAAACAUAGAAAACUAUUCAUAA
This is a messenger RNA of Symsagittifera roscoffensis, 1923 nucleotides long. RefSeq names its product putative phospholipase B-like 2. Gene Ontology annotation, cellular component: extracellular region. The record is from RefSeq and is a predicted model, not a curated record. Gene Ontology annotation, molecular function: glycerophospholipase activity. Lineage: Eukaryota; Metazoa; Xenacoelomorpha; Acoela; Convolutidae. Gene Ontology annotation, biological process: phospholipid catabolic process.